AUGUCCUUAACUGCCGCUCAGCGUAUCUCUUUUGCAGGCGCUGCGUCUCUUCUUUGUGUGUGGCUUUCCUACGAAUAUUCGCGGUCGCGGUCCGCCACGCGCCCUAGCAAGAUCCCCGAAGAGCCGAUCGCAGAUAAAAUACCAAAACCGGAACAUAGACCUCCCAUUGACAUUUUGUACGAUGGGAGUUCUCCUGAUACAGGCGAAGCGGAGGUUGACAUAAUUGCUGUUCAUGGGCUUGGCUCUCAGGUAGAUUGGUCAUGGACUUGGAAGGAUGAGACCAUCCAAGUCAAUGGGCAGCCCCGGCUUGUCAACUGGUUGAAAGACAGCAACAUGCUGCCAGACAUCGUGCCGAAGACGAGGAUCUUAGUUUACAAUUACGAGUCCAGAUGGCACAAAGAUGCUCCGAAGACCCGUCUGCAGGCCUGCGCAGAAGAGAUGGUCAAUGAAAUCCAUGAUUUUCGCAACAGUACAGGAACGACAGACCGACCACUUAUCAUGAUUGGACAUAGUCUUGGCGGGAAUGUGAUUCAGCAUGGCCUCUUAUACGCCGAUUUUGAGCCUAAGUUCAAGUACUUGGUUGAAGCUACGGUUGGUCUGAUAUUUUUGGGCUGCCCCUUUCUGGGCUCAAAAGCACAGCAACUUGCUGUCGUGGUGACCCAGUCUCUGCAGAAAGCCGGGUCUGACGAAGGAAUCAUCAGAGAUAUUCGCUAUGACGAUCCGAUUCUACUGGACAAGGUGGAUAAUUUCCAGAGAUUGCUGGAAAGAAACGCGAUUCCAUACUGUGCCUUUAUUGAACGCAAGGAGACGGAUUUUGGAAGAAAGAUUGGAAUCAUGGGGAUUUUCAAGGAACUGGUUGUGGACGAACGGUCCGCGGCAGCCUUAGGGCCUCACAAGUUCCGAUUGAAUACCGAUCAUUUCAAAAUCAACAAGUUUGCGGGUCCUCAAGAUCGAUCAUUUCUGCGAGUCUCGGCACAGAUCAAUGAAAUGUUCCGAAAUUGGAAGCCACUGAUCGAAAGUCGGAGAUUCAACCUGAAUCUCCCCGGCGCACAGAGGAAGAUUAUAGAGAACAAGGAGCGCCACGAGAAGAUCGUGAACUACUUGGCAAAGUUCGACUUCUCUGCGCGAUAUAAGGACGUCUUUUCGACGAGGCAUAAGACGACGGGCCAGUGGUUUUUGGAGGCAGACAGCUUUCGCAGGUGGCUAAACACUGAAGGUCAAACACUCUGGUGUCCCGGAAUUCCAGGCGCUGGCAAGACAAUCCUGCUCGCUGUUGCAGUCAACUACCUCCAGGAAAGAUUCUUCAAACAGAAUGAUGCGGUGCUCUUUGCCUUCUGCGACUACAAGGACCGAUCUAGUCAGACUGCAGAGAACAUACUCCUGUCUCUCUGGCGCCAGCUGAUGCAAAAGCGCGUCCUCAGUGAGGUUGAAUGUGAAAGUCUUGAGACUACUUAUCUCAAUCGAGGAGUCGCUCCCACAACGGAUGCCCUGGUAAAAAUGCUUUCCGAUGAGAUGAACAAAUAUUCAAGGGUCUUUGUCUUGGUAGAUGCUCUUGAUGAGCUUCAAACAGAAAGUCGAGACUCGUUGUUGUACCUUCUUCCGCAGCUACCGACAAAGAAGAAUCUCCUUGUGACAUCUCGUAUGCCGAAGGAAAAAUCUUCUGCUUUCCACGCCGUGCCUCAAUUAGAGAUACGUGCGAGAGAAACGGACAUCACGGACUACAUCAAUGGUCAGCUGGAAUCUGUGCCGGAUCUUCGCUCCAAAGUCCAGCACAAUUAUAAGCUCAGACAAGAGAUCAGAAACACAGUUACCAGGAAAGCAGACGGAAUGUUCCUGCUUGUUCGGCUUCACAUGAAAUCAUUGGCAUCCACCCAUACCGUUAAGGAGAUACGAAAUGGCCUAGCAAAUCUGCCGGAGGGAGAGAACGCUAUCUCCGACACCUAUGAAGGGGCAUUCUCUCGUAUUCGGGAUCAACGAUGGAACGAUCGCCAACUUGGAGAGAAGGUCAUUAUGUGGAUCUCACAUGCGCAAGAGCCAUUGACGCUGAAAGAUUUACAAUGUAUCCUGACAAUGCAGGAAGGGGAUACGGAGCUGGAGCUUGAAGAUCUCAUUUCCGGGGAGAAGUUGAUCUCGACCUGUGCCGGCCUGAUAACAGUCGAGCACCUGUCCGGAACCAUCAGAUUUGUUCACUCCACUGCGCAAGAAUACGUCGAUUCAAUAAAAUCAGCCAGAUUCCCCGGUGCGGAUGUGCAGAUUACCAAGUCAUGCAUUCAAUAUCUCUCGCUGUCCACGUUCUGCAAAGACACCAGGCAAAUCGACAUCAUUGAAUUUGCUCGAAUAGUGCCCAAAUACCCAUUCCUCAAAUACGCUGCGCUUAACUGGGGGCUGCAUGCACGAGUCGCCGAAAGCCCCGAGUCUAAGUCUACCGUCGAGGAGCUGAUCAAGGCCUUCUUCAAUCUCAAGCUCCAGUCUAUCUUCGCAGUGCGGACUCUGUUGAGUGGAAUUGCUGGAGUUGAUGGUUCCGAGAUGGGUGAGGACCUGGCAAAGAACGACCGAUCCAUCAGACUCAUCAACAUCUUGGCCUAUUUCGGGUUAGAUGCUUUGCUGGGUGACUAUAUCGCUAGCACGGCGGGAGUGAUGGAUGAUUCCUUUGAUAACUUCGUCGGGAAUGUUUUACACUGGGCAGUUCUUGGCCAGCAUCCUACUACCUUGAAGUUACUGCUUGAUCAAUCAUCCGCCUCGAACAUCAUAAACCAGAGGGGUUAUUUCCUUUUCACGCCACUGCACCUAGCCUUGGUCCACAGGCGUGAUCUAUCGGCUGAGAUUUUGUUGGAAUACGGCAGCCCCGAUGUUACGGUCACUUCUCAUUUUGACCACACCCCCCUUUUGGUGGCAGCCCUGAACGGAAAUAGCAGUAUCAUCCCCAAGCUUCUGGCCACACCGAGCGGAAUGCAGACACUCCUGUCCCAAGGACAUGGUGCAACUACUCCUUUCCGUGCUGCAGCUAUUUGGGGAUACAAGGAUGUCAUGGUCCACCUUCUACAUGCGCUAGAUAGCUACGAGCUCGAUGAAAACCUCUGGGAGUUGGAGGACGAUUUUGGCAGGAAUCCACUCCAUGAGGCCGCACAAGGUGGCUAUUUGAGCAUCUGCGAAGUCCUUCUUCAAUCUAAAUAUGGAGUCCAGUUUGCCAAGAGUACAGAUGGCUGGGGCUAUGUCCCAAUGGAACUGGCCAUUAUCCAUGGUCAUGUGGAGGUGACUGAGCUAUUCCUUAAUUGGGACAAUGGAGCUCUCAUGGCAAGCGAACCGGGACCUCUUGCAGGGGCAUUGGUACAGGCCGCGAGCUUUGGACAACCAAAAGUUGCAGCCAUGUUACUAGCCGGUCAUCCUGAGGCGUGUCAAUCAGAUUUCCGUGACUUCACGGCUCUCCAUCAUGCAGCCUACAGUUGCUCGGUUGAGACAGUCAAAGUCAUCUUCGGCCAUUCUACAGGGCAAUCUGCCUUGGAAGCUAGGGAUAAGGAAGGGAACACACCUCUCAUCGGUGCCGCAGACAGGGGACAAGCUGAAAUUGUGCAAUUUCUCCUUGACAGCGGAGCAAUGGUAAAUGCCAAGAACGGCCAGCAGCAAACCUCUCUCCAUCUUGCCUGUGCGGCAAAUGUUGAGCAGGUGAUCAAGAUUCUUCUUCGGUCUGGUAUCGACAUCGAGGCCAAGGAUUCCGACGGGAGAACAGCUCUGGCCCUUGCAGUAGAAUCGGAGUCUAUGGAAGCGAUAAGGCUGCUUCUAGCUGCAGGGGCUAGUAUCCCGGAAGGCCUUCAAGUCCCUGACGGACUUGGAACAGUAAGGCGUUAUCUCCCGGAGAACCCAGUCGAUCAGUUCCGAGCAUACUUCUAUGUAAAGAAAGCGUCAGCUGACCGACUACCCCAAGCUCUCAUUUCACACAUAAUGGAUCUCGCUGGAUACUGGCUCGCGAGAACAACCGAGCAUCGCGAGCACAUGUACGCCACGAGAUUCGAUGGCACAACAUUGGUCUACCUGCGAACGCCGCCAGUGAUAGGCAACACCCAGCAACCUGUUAGACGAAUCGAGUAUGAGAUAGUCAGCCAUGACCAAGGAUAUAGUAGCAGUGGGGAUGGGGAUGGAGAGUACGAUGGAUCCUACACCUGGUUUGACGCCAGCCGCGAAUGCAGUCCAGGUCCGUCCCAUGGGAGAGCAACUCGGAUCAUUGGACCGGAGAUCCUACGAAAUGUUCGUGCGGAAUAUGAGUGGUCCAAGCAUCGAGUCUCAUGGUGUACUAUAACCGGCGUACAGUCGUUCCGCGUCGACACCGAUCCGGAAUCGAAGAAAGAGGUUGAAGUGCCCGUUUCAACGGUCCGCUACGAUCACAGAACACCGAGACCUGAGCCGAUCAAGUGGAUUACGGAGAUCAAUACUGGAGAGCGACUUGUCGUGACAGCCUUGGCUCAAUUCCCGGGAUGGGAGAAUCAAGUUCAGAGAGCCAAAAUGGUCGUGUAUACGAGCUGUCUCAAGUUCAGUGGUUAUUCCUAG
This is a messenger RNA of Penicillium bovifimosum, 4542 nucleotides long. RefSeq lists its product as uncharacterized. Gene Ontology annotation, molecular function: protein binding. The transcript has 6 exons. The record is from RefSeq and is a predicted model, not a curated record. Bases 1 to 4542 code for a protein of 1513 amino acids. Lineage: Eukaryota; Fungi; Ascomycota; Eurotiomycetes; Eurotiales; Aspergillaceae. Gene Ontology annotation, cellular component: cytoplasm.